This is a messenger RNA of Ornithorhynchus anatinus (platypus), 2523 nucleotides long. It is a transcript of the gene FANCG, whose product is annotated as FA complementation group G. Gene Ontology annotation, molecular function: protein binding. Gene Ontology annotation, biological process: interstrand cross-link repair. The transcript is spliced from 15 exons. Gene Ontology annotation, cellular component: Fanconi anaemia nuclear complex. Bases 221 to 2107 code for a protein of 628 amino acids. The record is from RefSeq and is a predicted model, not a curated record. Lineage: Eukaryota; Metazoa; Chordata; Mammalia; Monotremata; Ornithorhynchidae.
CGCCGCUCUUUUGGCCCCUCUCGCGUUCCGUAGCUCAGACUUCGUCUGUGCCGACCGCGGCCCCGAGGCCUACCUAUCCCCACGCUGACCGGACUUGACCGCGAAGGUUGAGUGAACGGUCCCAGGGCCGGAGGCGUGACGCCGGUUACGAGACCCCAGGGCCCGGAGGCAAGACUGGGCGACACCCUGGGGCCAGGACCGGGCCCUCGCCGGCCCUUCUAUGGAGACCAGCUGCCUGGGUCGGUGGAGAGCGGAGAAUGACCGGGUAAUUAGCCGGUGGAAGGAGGCCCAGCAUGCUGACCUUGACUGUGCCCUGCAGCGGGCUGCCCGGCAGAGCCACCUGGCCCUCAGCAGACUCCUCUGUGAGAUUCAGGGACUGCCCGCCACCGUCCCUGUACUCCCCCUGGAAAUCACCGUCCUUUACAACGCCCUGGUGUUGGGGGCCGCUUUGGCCGGCGGCUUCACGCAGGACCACAGCGACGGGAUCCGGAUCGGCCUGCGGCGGGUCCUGGAGGCGCGUGGAGAAAGCAGCGGCGGGGACCCCCAGCAGCUGUGGCAGGCCGUCCUCCGGGACCGCCCGCCCCCGGAGCCGUUCCUGCCUCUGCACCGUCUUGCCGGCCUGCAAGGGGCGCUCUGGCUGGCCGCUGACCACCCGGAGAAAGCGGCCGACCUGAUUGGAAGACUGAGCCCCGGCCAGAAGGCCGAGCCGCCGCCCGGAGACCGAGCGACACGAGGAAGGAGCGACACCGGGCGGCUACUGGUGCCACUGGCCCGGUGGGAGCCCCCCAGGGAAGACCCGCAGGCGGCGCUGGCUGUGCAGGGGGCCCAGGAGCUGAGGGAUGUGCUGUUAACAGCCGCCACCUUCCGGCACGGGCUGCAGGAGCUGGAAGCCGAGAACCAGGCCGAGGCGCUGACCGCUCUGCAGGAAGCUGCCGCUGGGCCGUGCUCCCGCGGGGUCCUGGCCAAGAUCCACACGGCUCUGAGCUGCUGCCACCAGCGCCUGGGCCGGCCCCAGACAGCGCUGCAGCUCCUGCUUCAGGCCCUGCAGGCCGACCCCCGCGGAGAGGCUCCCCUCUACCAGGCGGCGGCCCUCUAUCGCCAGUGGGGCCGUACUUCCGCCGAGCUGGAGACUCUGGAGCUGCUUGCGGAGGUCCUGAGCGUCCCGGACGACCGCCGGAGCUCAGCCCUUCUCCGCUGCCUCAUCUGCGUGGAGUUGCUGGUCCCGGGGCCCCGCCCCAACUCCCCCCUGCAGACCACCUCCCAGAGCGAGGUCAAGUGCCUGCUCGCCCGCAGAUAUCUCCGGACCAGGAGAGUGGAGGAGGCCUCAGAGCAUUACCUGGACCUGCUGGCACUGUGGCAGGAGGGGUCACAGCAGCAGGUCUCCCUGCCCAGCGGCUCCCUGCUGCCUGAGGUCUUCCUGGAGGCGGCAGCCGCCUUGGUCGAGGCAGGCAGAGCCCAGGACUCCCUGACUGUGUGCGAGGAGCUUCUCCGCCACGUAGAGGACCGGCUCCCUGCAGUCUUGCGGCUGGAGACCGCCGAGUCCGUCCCGGAGGACGCGAAGGAUCGACUGAGCUGCCUCCUGUGGGCGGGAGCCGCCCACCUCUUCCAGGGCCAGGCCUGGAUUGGCCUGGGGGACUGGAAGCAAGCCGUGUCCCACUUCACCCAGAGCCUCAGCUUCCUGUUCCGCGUGCAGCUCAGCAAUGGAGACGGCAUCUCCCGCUUGGAGGAGUCCCCCCCGGAGGUGGAAGUACUGCGGCGGCUCCAGGGCGCGGCACUGAUUGGGAGAGGGACGCAGCAGCUGGUGAACGGUCGGGAGGCCCAGGCCCUGCAGGAUUUCCUCCUCGGAGCCCAGGUGUGCCCAGGGUGCCGCGACCCGGCCCUCCACCUGGUCCGGGCCCUGUGGAAGCUAAACCGCAGGCCGGAGGCGGUGGCUCAUUGGCGGGAGCUGGAGUCCCCCUCGGCGGAGCUGGACGGAGACAGCCAGCGGGCGGCAGAGAGGCGCCUCCCCUUGUACCUGGUCUCCUGUCUGAGCUGGAGUCGCUUCCCAUCGGAAGAGCCUCUUCUUGGAGAGCUGCGAGCCUACGUGCGGCAAGCCGCCGGCCACUAGCCGCCCCGGGGCCGGGGGGAGGACUGCAUCCUCCUCCUCCGGGCCUCCGGAAGGAGCGUGGAUAAGGAAGAGGGAGCACCCAGAGGAACCGGCGGGAGCUCUGUGGCUCCGCAGAGGCUCCGGAAGGAGCGUGGAUAAGGAAGAGGGAGCACCCAAAGGAACCGGCGGGAGCUACCGUGGCUCCGCAGAGGUUCUGGGGAGGGCCGGGAUCCUCUCCAGAGUCCAUCCGGCCUGGCAGCGGCGUCUUGCCCACCUCUUUGGUGGUUGGUGCCCUGGCAGAGGGCUGGGCCUUCCCUCCCGUCACCGGCCUUCAUCUUGACGCUGUCCUGGCAGCUGGACACUGGCGCUCAGGCUCUGCCCUGCCCCUCUCUGGACCUGGGUGGGGGGGGACGCUAAUAAACUCUGGUGACAAUGGA